UGAGAAGAAAAGCCUUUUUAUUUGCUAUUUCUCUGAGCUGCCCCAGUGCUUUGGCCAUUGUGAGAGUUGGGAAGGAACGGCCACCACUGUUGCUCAGGCUGGUGCUGCACACUGCGCGAGCUUCCGUCUGACCCUGGGGGAGGUGAAGUGACCAGACAAGUGGACGCAGAAGAGAGGGUUCCCUCUGGCUCCAGGCUCACAGGUUCUUUCUGCAGCACCUCCUGUUGUGACUGGCUCCUCUGGACUGCAGUGUUGGCUGUGCACUCCAUGGCAGCCGCAGGACCUCUGUGUCAUCUGUGACAAGCCCGCUGGCAGGUUUCAGGGUGGAGGCCCUGUCCCUCUGGGAGGACGUAAAACACAUCUUAAGCGAGUACUGAGUUCUUUGAUGAGCACUAGCAGGAGCUCACUGUCUCAUAGUCAUGCUUGGGGAUGGGGAUGGUGCCCUGUGAAAGUGUCCAAGGAUGAGGCACUCAUGGUCCUUGACCUCUACGUGGGCCUUCAUGCAACUUGCCUGUGUCUGUCGGGUAUCGGUGCCUUGUGAAUUCUGAUUUCCACGCAUUAGCCAAUGGGAGGAUCUUCAUGCACCACACCCACCAGCAGACAGUCCUCUUUGGCAGUAUUUCCAUCUUUGUUCUUACCGUGUUGGUAAUUUGUGCUUGAGCUUGACCUCAUGUUAAGUUUUAUCCUUAUAGCUGCUUUAUCAAAUGGAAAAUGGAAAAGUAGAAAUAUGGAUAUGGUGAUCAGAGGUGUUGGGGGGGUAAACAUAAAAUCUGGAAAAAAAGAAGUCGAAAGACAGGGGCAUGUGGCCACUCUGUCAGUAGAGCAUGUGACUUGAUCUCAGGGUUGUGAGUUCGAGCCUCACCUUGGGUGUAGAUAUUACUUCAAAAUAAAAUCUUAAAAAGAGAGAGAGAGAGAGGAGCAUUGAAUGGGUCUUCUAAACAUAGCCUCAUUCAGGCACAGAUGGAAAUUGUUCUGUGGACUGGACUUGCCUAUUGGGUGCCCCUGGGCUUGUGCACGCUAGACUGUGUAUUCAGCCAUGAAAGAAGAGGACAAGUGUGACAGGCACACACUCAGACUAGCAGUCGUGCUCCAGGAAAGUCUUGGGCAAAUGACCAAGAGCCAUGCUCUAUGAUGCAGCAGAGCUCCUGAAGCCACCCAAACCUGCCUCUGCAGAAUCACAUCAGUGCUCAGCAACUGAACUGCAGCUGCAUGAGGAUGAGUCACAGACACACCAUGAGUGAUGAGAGCACGUUGAGCAGACCCUCUGCAAACUUCUUAUAGAAAGCCCCCAAAUCAGCCAAGACCAAGAAGGAAUUCGGGAUCUGUGCAUCAUGAGCCUGUUUUUAAAAGUAAAGGAGAGGAGUGUUGCCCCCGAGAUAUAACGCCACGAAGGCAGGGAGGCUCUGGAUUAGCGGUCGUGCUAAGGUCCAGGGGCAUCUCAUGCUUCUUAAAGUUUGUGUGUUUGCAUACCUUACCGUGUGUAUUUUCAGUACAUCCCAGGAUGUUUAAAACAGUACCUGAAAUCCUAGAAAUAUAUUAUUGAGGAUCCCAUGUGGAAGGGGUGCUGUAAUUAGGGCUUUUUAGAAAGCCCCCUGGGCAGAGACGCACCCUCCAUGGACUUGGGCUUCCAGGGCUGGGAUAUGUCCCCAUUCUGCAGUGGUGUGUGGUCUUCUGUCCUGCAGACAGGAUCUUUCUGCUGCCUGACUGCUUGGUCCUUCUCAUGGAGGUGAUGAGCGGUGUGGUAACCAGCCUGCCUGGGGCCAGUGUGACCCUGACGUGCCCAGGCAGUGAGCCAGAAGACAAUGGCACUGUUCAGUGGCUGCUGCAGAAUCUUGUGGAUGACUCCUAUCUGGGCAGCGGGGCUGCUGUGGGGAGGACUCUGCUUCUGAGGUCUGUGCAGCUCAGCGACUCCGGAAACUAUUCGUGUUACCAGGACGGCCGCCUGGCUGGAACUGUGCGUCUGCUGGUGGAUGCCCCUCCCGAGGACCCCCAGCUCGCCUGCUUCCGAAAGAGUCCCCUGAGCAUGGUAUUCUGUGAGUGGAGUCCUCGUCACCCUCCCUCCCCAAAGACCAGAGCCACGUUACUGGUGAGGAAGUUUCGGGGCCGCCCAGUAGGAGAUUCCCAGGAGCCAUGCCCUUAUGCUCAGGGGCCCCAGAAGUUCUCUUGCCAGCUGGCCGUCCCUGAGGGAGACAACUCCUUGUAUGUCGUGUCCUUGUGCGUCACCAACAGCGCUGGGAGCAGGUCCAGCACUCCACAAACAUUUGAGGGCUACGGAAUCCUUCAGCCUGACCCGCCUGUCAACAUCACCGUCACUGCCGUGGACAGGAACCCCCGCUGGCUCAGGGUCUCCUGGCAAGACCCUCCUUCCUGGAAUUCCUAUUUCUACAGGCUACAGUUUGAACUCCGGUACCGGGCUGAACGGUCAAAGACGUUCACAAUGUGGAUGGUCAAGGAGUUCCAGCAUCACUGCAUCAUCCGUGACGCCUGGAGGGGCAUGAGGCACGUGGUGCAGCUUCGGGCCCGAGAGGAGUUUGGGCAUGGUUCCUGGAGUGCGUGGAGCCAGGAGGCAGUGGGCACCCCCUGGACAGAAUCCAGGAGCCCUGCAGCUGAGACUGAGCUGCCCCACUCCACGCAGGCACCGACCACUAAUGAAGACAAUAAAAAUAAUCUUUCUAAAGAUAUUGCAAAUGCAACCAGCCUCCCAGUGCAAGAUUCUUCUUCAGCACCGCUGCCCACCUUCCUGGUGGCCGGAGGAAGCCUGGCCUUCGGGACACUCCUGUGCGUCGGCAUUGUCCUCAGGUUCAAGAAGACGUGGAAGCUGCAUGCCCUGAAGGAAGGCAAGGCCAGUGUGCACCCACCGUAUUCUCUGGGACAGCUGGUCCCUGAGAGGCCCAAGCCCACCCCGGUUCGUGUGCCCCUCAUCUCCCCACCAGUGUCCCCCAGCAGCCUUGGGUCUGACAACACCUCGAGGCACAGCCACCCGGAUACCAGGGGCCCACAGAGCCCCUACGACAUCAGCAAUACAGACUACUUCUUCCCCAGAUAGCUGGCUGGGUGGCGCCUGGCCAGCAGGAUGCCAGACCUGCUGAGCUGUGUGAACAAUGAAGCACAAACCAACUCAUCUCAGGGGCGUGGGGCCUGGAGCUCUGCCUGUGCAGGAGGGCCUCGUGCAAGGUGCUUCACUUCUUGAAACAGGUUUGCUUGCUGCCUCUGUUCAGAAGGAAGAGGUGAUUGAGUCUUAGAACCCUUCUUUCCCAAGUGCCCAAAGGGGCUGGAGUCCAUGCCGGUGCCCAGAGGGGGCAGGACACUCAGGCGGGCAGAGCCCGGUGGUUGCGGAGGCACAAGCUGCAGCCUACAGCAGGUGGCAGGUAUCCUGCUGAGACGCCCCUGGCAGCUCCCAGCACAGCCUCACCUCCCAGCUUGUCUGUGGAGCCUCUGCUUUCACGAUUCAGUCUUUCCAGGUCUGAGGAUGGGAGAAGCACCUGCCUUCUUCCCCACACCUGGAAUCAGCACAGAGGUAUCGCAGAGAAUCUCAGGGCCUGCGGGUUUGGCAUGCAGUUGUGAUUAGUUCCUCAUUAGCAUUUUGCUGAAUGUGAAUGGUAACCCAGGCACUUGCUGAAUCCGGAAGCAGGUGCACUAGUCUACUUCCCCUCUUCGGAUCCCAGGACUUCAGGAGGAGGGACCAAGAGGAAGAGGGUCAUGGGGACAGGCCUCCCUGUUCCCAGGGAGGAGAGCUGGCUGCAGGGGGCUUCUGCCUUGGGGGUCCAGGGCUGCGGCUGCUGUACUCCUGCUGCCACGACUUUGUUUUCAGUUGAGCCGAAGAAACAAGGGAAGAUGAUGUUAAUGUGAAAAGACAAAAAGAUCCUGGCAAGAAUGCAUUUUAACUUGCUUAAAAAAAAAAAAAAAGAAAGAAAGAAAGAAAGAAAGAAAGAAAGAAAGAAAGAAAGAAAGAAACACCUGUUGUUUUAUGUUGAGAGAGUGGGAGAGCCUGUGCUCACUGUCAAUGUAUGAAUAACUUGGGGGAAAACCUUAGUAACCUUUUUAGCACAAAACAGUCAAGUGAAAAGGGAGAAAACAGUUUUCCUUUUAAAGCAGAGAGUCUGGUUUCAUUCUACAUCUUGUUUUUGUCUUAAAAAACAUAGUGAAACAUGAAAACAUAGUGUGUGUCUUCUGUAACCUGGGGGCACGCUGUUCCCGUCCUGGCAGCUGUGGAGAACACGGCAUCCAGCGUCCACCCCUGAGCCCCAGGUUGUCCAAGGCCUUGUCACACCAUCCUCUCCCUUGGGGUUAUCCUCUUACGUGACUCCUCAAUUUGCUUCAGGUUGGCUAGGAUUAGGGCACUGACCGAGUAUGUCACCAUGUGUGUUGCUGUGGUGGGGUGGCUACUCACACUUGUGAGUGUGGCCUUGCCAUUUCAGGGAUGUGUGUGGUCACCGCACAGGAUGUCCCAGAGUGAAGCGGUGACUAAAGUCAGCCUUGUGACCACCCAAGAAGUCACCAGACCACAGACUUUUCUAGUAGCCUUUUUGGAGAAACAAGCCCAGUGGCACACAGGUGGCGACAGGUGGCGACAGGAGGAGGAGAGCCAUGCUUAAUUGACUAUUUGCUGGGUCCCAUUGGUUGUGUGCUCUGGCGCCACGGCCGGGCCGUUCUGUGUGUGACUUUGGGUCCUGAUGCUGCCAGAAGUGAGGCAGGUGUUUGUUGUUGUUGUUUUUCUCUAAAGUUUGAGAACAGCAAAAAUGGUGUUAAAGGGAAAUACACAAAUGAGACUGUGCAUGAGAAGCCUCCUCUUUUCCAAGAGUGCCACCAGAGCCAGGCCCCAGGGGUGGCGGAAGAUGAAACAGAUAGCGCAGGCGCUGCUCUGAUCUCCUGUUGUUACUUUCAUUAUUAUUGUAAUGAAACUGCCUUUUUUUUUUUUUAAGUAUUGGAGAGGGUGUUUUCCCUUUAUUUCUUUAUAAGCUAGUGAAAAUGAAGGAAAAGUAUUUUUCUCUGGAUUGUAAGUCAUGCUCAGUGUGCUGAAGUGUGCACCUGCUGGGCUUUGCGCUGGAAUCUGAAACCCUCAGUCAGUGAGCAUGCCUCAACCGACCUCCCCCAUGUCCUACAGGGCACCUGUUUCCCUCGAGAGGGGUGUUACUCACCUGACCCCUGUACCACAGCCAGACCUGAGAUGACAGCUCUUCUUGCUGGGUGAGAAAAGUUGAAAAUAUGCUGGGUCAAGGUCUCAAUUAAUGUGGUCAGUAAUUCUUGUAGCAUUAAUGGAAAUGUUUCUGAAACUUCAAGUGGGUAGCAUUGAAUAGACCUACAAAGUCUUUGGUAACUCUGAGAGCUCUUUGCUCUGACGAGGUCUUGACCUCGAGGUCUGUGUGCCAGGCUCUGGGCUCACAGAACCUCUGCCAGUCCCCUGCUAUCCCAGGGGCAGGAUACCGUGAUGAGGUGUGGCAGCUGCCACUGGAACCAUGUUGGGAGCCUCCCGCUGGUGAGAAGAGCCGUGUGGGGUAGGCUUGACGUGGUCAUGGUAUGUUUGUGGGUUUCCUGCAGAAUGUUUAGGAAUGUCUUGCCCAGCUGAGCUAUAUCACCUCAUCAAAGGUACUGAAGGUUGACCCACUUGGGGAAGAGUCUGACAUCCAGUUUCAGGUAGAGUUGGUGAGAAACGUGCCUUCAUUUGGAGAAGCAGGGGCAAUGGGUGGCCCUUCCGAGGUCAUGCCAGCUCUCCCAUGCGGCAGUUGGCAGUGGGGCUAUUGCUGGAAGGCAGGCCAGCUGGCUCAGGCUCUGUGCCAGACACCCCUGUGCAUCCUCUGCAGGUUCUGCUAGCGUUGUGUCCUUGGGGUGGCCUGGGGGCAGUGCCAGGGAGUUUCUAUGACAACCUUACUGAUUAUUAAGGAAUGCUGCCAGUUUUAUGAACAUAUGCUCAAAUGAAUGUCUGCUUUAGGAAGAAGAUUGGAACAGCACGUUAGCAAGGCUGUUAAUUAGCAGGGAAACUGUUUGGAUGGGGAUCACACAUCUGUUAAAUAUAAUACCUCAACUUUACCUUUUUUUUAAAAGAAAAAUAAUAGUUUUAAUUUUUUAAAAUUUUUUUACCUAACUACCUGAAAGCAAAUACCAAAGGCUGAUGUCUGUAUAUGGGGCAAAGGGUCAGUAUAAUGUUUUUCAAUAUUUUUCUCUUUUUAUCAGCUAUUUUGCAUUCAAAGUGAAAAUUGUACAUGUUUGAAAUAAAG
This is a messenger RNA of Nyctereutes procyonoides (raccoon dog), 6215 nucleotides long. RefSeq names its product interleukin 6 receptor (gene IL6R). Gene Ontology annotation, molecular function: interleukin-6 binding; interleukin-11 receptor activity; interleukin-11 binding. The coding region runs from base 1721 to 3046 and encodes 441 amino acids. The transcript has 10 exons. Lineage: Eukaryota; Metazoa; Chordata; Mammalia; Carnivora; Canidae. Gene Ontology annotation, cellular component: membrane; external side of plasma membrane; signaling receptor complex. The record is from RefSeq and is a predicted model, not a curated record. Gene Ontology annotation, biological process: positive regulation of cell population proliferation; positive regulation of tyrosine phosphorylation of STAT protein; interleukin-6-mediated signaling pathway.